AUGUCCGGCAUCCCGAAUGUACCGACGCGCAUUGUGCCCCGAACCAAAGGCCUGAAGGAGUCGGGGUCGUGCUUUGACACGACCGAAGUCGCCCCCCGCAAGAAAAAGUAUGAGGAGACGCCGACGGACCCGGACAUGAUCCGCGCCUUCUCGCUCUCCAAGCCCAUCAAGCGCGAGACGACCGACCAGUUUUUGAAAAAAGGCGCGGGCUACGGCGGCCACGCCGACACGGAGCGCCUCCAAAAGCGCGAUGGCGCCAUGACGCCGUCGCCGCGCAAGGAGCGGCACCAGCCCGGCGCCUUCCGCGAGCGGCCCAACCCGCCCGACACGUCGUUCCGAAAGUUCUACGAGCGCGGCGAUUUGCCGAUUCAGAUCGACCACGGCGGCGUCAAGAACCUCGUCGCAUGGAAGGUUGACAUUACCAAGCUCGACUUUCACCACUACCUGCCCAUCUUUUUCGACGGCCUGCGCGAGAUCGAAGAGCCGUAUGCGUUCUUGGCCGAGCAAGGAAUCAAGGACAUGAUGGUGAACGCGAGCUCCAAGGUGCUGCCCGUGAUCCCUCAGCUCAUCAUUCCGAUCAAAAAUGCACUCAACACGCGGAAGGCGUCGAUCAUCGUCAAGACGCUCCACAUCCUGCAGCUCAUGGUCACGUGCGACAAGAAGCCCGGCCAAGACGGUUUCGCGGCCGGCGGCCUCAUUGGCCAGGCGCUCGUGCCCUACUACCGUCAGAUUUUGCCGAUUCUCAACAUUUUCGUGCGCAAAAAUGACAAUCUCGGGGACGGCAUCGACUAUUCACAGCGAAAGCAGGAGAAUCUCGGCGACCUCAUUCAACAAACGCUCGAGGUCUUUGAGCUCAACGGCGGCGACGACGCUUUCAUCAACAUCAAGUACCUCAUUCCGACGUACCAAAGUGUCUGCAUUGGCUAA
Messenger RNA from Saprolegnia parasitica CBS 223.65, 927 nucleotides. RefSeq lists its product as hypothetical. Bases 1 to 927 code for a protein of 308 amino acids. The record is from RefSeq and is a predicted model, not a curated record. The transcript is spliced from 8 exons. Gene Ontology annotation, molecular function: Hsp70 protein binding; Hsp90 protein binding. Lineage: Eukaryota; Oomycota; Saprolegniomycetes; Saprolegniales; Saprolegniaceae.